Zingiber officinale is the source of this 1180-nucleotide messenger RNA. Its product is annotated as tRNA pseudouridine synthase A 1-like. Gene Ontology annotation, biological process: tRNA pseudouridine synthesis. Gene Ontology annotation, molecular function: pseudouridine synthase activity; RNA binding. Lineage: Eukaryota; Viridiplantae; Streptophyta; Magnoliopsida; Zingiberales; Zingiberaceae. The transcript has 5 exons. The coding region runs from base 55 to 1116 and encodes 353 amino acids. The record is from RefSeq and is a predicted model, not a curated record.
CUUUUGGUCCUUCAGAAUUCUAGUUACCAGCGAAACGGAUCGAUCGGGCGGCGGAUGUUCUUCGCGGCCGUGGCCUCGGCCGCCGCCUCGGCCGCCGCCUCUCCUCUUCCGGCGUUCUCUCGGACGAAAAGCCCGUGCAUGAGCGAUGGCUUGGCGAAGGAACACACUCAGUCGGCAAUGGUGUCGCUUCCUUCCUCUCACAAGUGGCGCAUGGUCAUCGCCUAUGACGGCACCAAGUUCGCUGGCUGGCAAUAUCAGCAGUCACCACCAACAAUACAAUGUCUCAUUGAAGAUGCCUUGACACGCGCUACAAAGCUCUGUCGAAAAGAACUUUGCUUGGUUGGUGCGAGCAGGACUGAUGCUGGUGUCCAUGCUUGGGGCCAGGUUGCUCACUUCGUCACACCUUUCAUGUUUGAUAGCUUGGAUACUCUUCACUCUGCUUUGAAUGGCCUUCUGCCUCGAGAAAUCAGAGUGAGAGAAAUUAGUCCAGUCCAACCCCAGUUUCAUGCUCGUUUCUCUACAACGAGCAAGACAUAUCACUACAAGAUAUACAAUCAUGCGAUAAUGGAUCCUUUUCGGUGUCUUUUUGCCUACCACAGUACUUAUAAGCUCAAUCCAGUUGUCAUGAGGGAAGCUGCCGCAUAUUUUGUUGGAAAGCAUGACUUUACCUCUUUUGCCAAUGCAGCACACAAUGAUCUGCUGGGAAAUCCAGUCAAAGAAAUUUUUUGUUUCGAUAUCGUUGAAACGGUAAUCAAUUACGCCCAAUGCAAACAAUCAACUAUUUCGAGGAAAUAUACAAGCAAAUUGCAUUUGCAGGGUGCUGUUUUGCAGCUUGAGGUUGAGGGUUCUGGAUUCUUAUUCAGACAAGUGCGCAACAUGGUAGCUUUGCUGCUUCAAAUUGGAAGAGAAGCACUUCCUGCAGACGUCGUUCCACAAAUAAUCUCGGCUCGAGACCGCAAAGAACUUGCGAAAGUGGCUUUAUCAGCUCCGCCACACGGUCUAUGUCUCAUGUCUGUGAACUAUAACAGUGACAUCUUAGAACCUCCUCAAGGUUGCCCACCAAGUAGCUUCGGCAGAACUCAUUCAGUCAGCAAAUGUAAGCUUCCAUUUUAUUGAUACAUUUUUACUACAUGAUUGAAAUCUUCAGGUUUUUUCUUAAAGGCUCAUAAGCCUUGUUCAA